AUGCCUUGCGAGAAUAGUUCCAAGAUCAUCUUUGUCACUGGAGGAACCGGUUUCAUCGGCUUUCAGGUCCUGGUUCAGCUUUUGGAUUUAGGGUAUUCUGUUCGAGCCUCCGCUCGAGGAAAGAAAGUUGAUCUCUUGAGCAACGCGUUAUCCAACUACAAGAAUUUGGAAGUCGUUGGCAUUUCGGAUAUCUUCAAUGAUGAUCUCAGCAAUGUUCUCAAAGGUCUGUGUGUACGGGAUCAUACACAUUGCUGCACCUUACCUGGUGCUGAAUCAGAGAGGACUAUCAGGGACGCUACCGAGGGCUGCCUUCACAUUUUGAACGCCGCGGUCAAGGCAGGUGUGGAACGAAUUGUUGCCACAAGCUCUGCCGCGACUUUCCCUGCGGGAGGGCCUUAUGGACCUGACGAUUGGUUUCCAGUAACACGUGAAGAUGCAAAGCACACGAACAACGGACUGAUCUAUCUGCUUGCCAAAAAGCUUGCCGACCAAGUAUUUAUGAAAUUCGGUGAAUCACAUCCUGAGCUCAAUAUCUCACUCCUCGGACCAGGCCUCACGUUUGGACCUUUCCCGCCAGGCUUUGAGCAAUUGUUGCCCGAACCCAACUACAAAUCCCUUUCGUCCAACGCUUACCUUUACGCGCUUCUUCGGCCCGACAACGUCCACUUUCCAGUUUAUCUCCAAAAUGGUGCCAUUGAUGUUCGUGAUGUGGCCCGCGCGCAUUUGCUCGCGCUUGAAUCGCCACCGGCCCGCCGAAAGAGGUUUGCCAUCGUCUCUCCUCACCAGUCCUCGUACAAGACUGCCCUUGAAAUCCUUGCUCGGGAAAGACCAGCCUUGAAAUACCGUCUUGCUGAUCAGCGAAGGCUCCAGGCGAAAAUCGAAAAAUCCAUCGGGCUUAAGACAGAUUCUUACAUUCCCUGGGCACAGACAGUCCUCGAAACCGUGGACAGUCUUCUUGCGAUUGAGAACCACUGGAAAGCGAAGGGAUUCCAUGUGGAAGUCCCGAGUAACCCCACCCUUCCCAUUCACUGUAUCAAAGUUGUAGCUGGUAUAGCCUUCUACUGCGACCUCUUCUACGAUCCUCUCCAUCUCGCGCUGCGAAUCUUCCAAUAA
Desarmillaria tabescens is the source of this 1113-nucleotide messenger RNA. RefSeq lists its product as uncharacterized. Lineage: Eukaryota; Fungi; Basidiomycota; Agaricomycetes; Agaricales; Physalacriaceae. Bases 1 to 1113 code for a protein of 370 amino acids. Gene Ontology annotation, molecular function: oxidoreductase activity, acting on the CH-OH group of donors, NAD or NADP as acceptor. The transcript is spliced from 9 exons. The record is from RefSeq and is a predicted model, not a curated record.